Messenger RNA from Xiphophorus maculatus (southern platyfish), 5280 nucleotides. Its product is annotated as golgin subfamily A member 6-like protein 22. The transcript is spliced from 11 exons. The record is from RefSeq and is a predicted model, not a curated record. Bases 1 to 4254 code for a protein of 1417 amino acids. Lineage: Eukaryota; Metazoa; Chordata; Actinopteri; Cyprinodontiformes; Poeciliidae.
AUGGCGUCGCAGAUGUCGAAUGUCGAGAUAACUGUCGGCCUGACGGGCAGUUCCUGCUCCGGCGCCCCAGGUAGCCUCAGCAACAUCCACGAAAGCGCAACGCGGAUCCAAUUCCUUUUCACUGGUACAUCAACUAUGGAUACGACUAUUGAGGCCGCCCAGAGCGGAGACCUGCCUACAAAGCCAUCUCUGCCUCCCAAACCCAGUUUCACUCCCAAACCAUUCUCUCUGCAAAAAAAUAGGACAAUUCGCUCCAUCAAAGCUCCAAAGACUGUUUCCAAAACCGCUCCUACACCUACGUCAGAAACAAGUCAGACCAAAAACUUAGAGACAAAAAGUUCCCCGACCACCACUGUAACUACCCCUACUAAAAAACUGCCUCAACCCAUCAGUUCUCCAGAAACCGCUCUCAAAACCGCUCCUACAGCUAAGCCAGAAACAAGUCAGACCAAAAAAUCAGAGACAAAAAGUCCCUUGACCACUACCUUGACCAUCCCUACUGAGGAACUGUCUCAGCCUAUCAGUUCUUCAGAGACUGCUCCCAAAACUGCUCCUACACUUAAGUCUGAAACAAAUCAGAUAAAAAAAACAGAAACAAUAACUCCCACAACCACCAAAGUGAGCAUCCCUACUGAGGAACUGUCUCAGCCUAUCAGUUCUCCAGAGACUGCUCUCAAAACUGCUCCUACAGCUGUGCCAGAAACAAGUCAGACCAAAAAAUCAGAGACAAGAAGUCCCCAGACCACUGCUGUGACCUUCCCUACAGAGGAACUGUCUCAACCCAUCAGUUCUUUAGAGACUGUUCCCAAAACAGCCCCUACACUUAAGUCUGAAACAAAUCAGAUUGAACAAUCAGAGACAGAAAAUCCUACUGCUGUGACCAUCCCUGCUAAAAAACUGCCUCAACCCACUUCAGCCUCAGGUACCAAACCACAGCCUGCAAGUGUGCUGCCUAAAUCUCAACCAGAAGCAUCGAAAACAAGUGAAGCACUUCAACAGAUUGAGAACCGUCUUGGUUCUGAGACAGCUGCUCUGGAUCCAGCCACCGAAACAACUCCAACUAAAGAGGAACCCAAGUCAGAACCGGCGCAGAAGGACACCAUCCAAACAAACCACAAACCACCCACCAUUGCUGUUGCUAGCUCAGAGCAGAAAGAUGGAGAGGAGAAGCAAAGUGACACUCCAGUUUCUGUCAGCCAAAAUAUGGAAGAGUCAAGCAGCAACGGUUCCUCCACAAACGAUUCAUUUUACCAGCGGGGAAGCGUAAGGAAGCGUCUGCCUAAGACGCUCACCUCAAAGUUUGAGUCAGGCGGGAUCCCUUUGCCCCGUCAGUCUUUCAGGGCCAUUCCCAAACCCAUCACCAAAGACGAAUCCAAUAAACCAGAAUCUUCUGACACGCAGCAUGUUCACGCAACACCAGAGCCUGCGAUCAAAGAGAGUGAUACUGAUCCAGUGGAUUUUACCAGCGGGAACAGCAUUAAGAAGAGAAUCAGUCUCCUGUUUGACUCUGUGUCAAAGACGGAGGUCACGACCAAGAGAGAGGAGCCAGAAAUAACAAAUGGGAUCGGAGGUGUGAAGGAGCAGAUCAAAAACUGGGCGUCAGAAACCGUUCCAGAGGAUCAGAAGGCCGAGACGAGUCCUCAGGCUGCAGACGGAGUUUGCUCCAAGGGGUUGACACCGGAAACACCAAGAGUGGAAGUUCCUGCAGUGGAAGAGACACCCACCCAGCCAGUGGACUCACGUUCAACAGUAUCCUCAUCCACAGGGAGUCAAAUUGAACCACCAAAGGAGGAACCAUUCAAAGAUAAACCCUUAGAGAAUGCAACAGAGACUACAGCAGAGACUGACAAAUCAAAGGAAGAUGAUGUCCAGGUGCAGAGCAACCACAUGGCUGCUGCUGAUGAGAAAAACUUGGCCGAACUGAAGAGGAAGAAGAUGAAGAAUCGUCGCUCUGUACGCUUCGGAACUGUGGUGGCAGAUGACGGUACACCUCCAGUGGUGCUGGGCCCGGAGCCUGAAUCCAGUGAAGAUGAAAAACAAGAAGAGAAUGCUGAGGUUGAAAGCAAGGGAAAAGGGGAGGACAGCGUUUCGAUGCCCGUCUACAAAAGAGUCGGCAUACUCCAGAGGAAGGACGACGAGACCCAAAGUCAAGAAACUCUGAAGCACCAGCAGAAGGAGGAGGAGAGUGAACAUCCAAGAUCUAAGAUGGAAGAAGAGUUAAAACAAAUAAAAGAUGAAGAAGCAAGGGAGAAAGAGAAGGCAAGAGAGGAUGAAUUGGAGAGAAAACGGUUAGAGGAAGAAAGAAGAGAAAUAGAAAGACUUAGAGAACAGGUUGAAAAAGAAAGGCAAAUGGAGCUGCUGAGACAAAAACAGGUAGAGGAGGAAAGAGAGAGGGAAAGAGUGAGGCUGGAGGAAGAGCAGAGGAAAGAGGCAAGAAUGAGGGAAGAAAGAGAGAGACAGUGGCAGAAAGAUGAGGAGGAACGACUGAAAUUGGAAGAAGAAAAAAGACAGAAGGAAAAAGAGGAGAGAAAAAGAAGAGAACUUGAGGAGCAAAGACAGAAGGAGCUGAAAGAUGAAGAGGAAAGACUAAAAUUGGAAGAAGAUCAAAGACAGAAGCAAAAGGAGGAGAGAAGAAAAUAUGAGCAAAGAUUGAUGGAGCUGGAGAGGAUGAGAAAGGAAGAAGAGGAGAAACUCAGACAAGAAGAGCUGGAAAAAGAAAAGUUAAGACAGGAGCUGGAGAGGGAGCAAGUCAGAAGGCAGGAAGAGAAGGAGAGGCUGAGACAGGAGGAUGAGGAGAGAAAAAGGAGAGAGCUGGAGAGGAAGAUGCAGCAAGAUAAAGAGAAAGAGGAGGAGAGGCUGAGACAGGAGGAUGAGGAGAGAAAAAGGAGAGAGCUGGAGAGGAAGAUGCAGCAAGAAAAAGAGAAAGAGGAGGAGAGGAAGAGAAAAGAGGAAAUAAAGUUACAGGUGGAGAAAGAAAGGGCAGAAGAGCUGAAGAAAAAGAUGGAAGAGAGUCAACCAAGAACAGAGAAUGACAAAAGAGAGGAAAAGCUAAUCAAUUUUGAUGCAGAAGAGCCUCCAGCUUCCCCCUCUUCACACGUCUCAAAGAACACAGAGGGCCUCAGCGAUGUCGUUUAUGAUGACUUCUCGAUCCAGAACCCUGUGCUCGACGUAGACUUUGAUGACUUUUCUGUCAAACCCAGGAGACGGACUUUCCAGCCUAGGCGGGAAACUGCUCCCAUCAGCAGCGACUGGAGAGUUGAACCUUUGAGGAAAGACAACCUACUGGUGUCCUUCAACAGCGAACCUCAAGAAACUCAGCAAGAAAACGAACCAAAGCAACCAGAAACACUGUUGGCUCCCACCCCAGCCCCAGAGAGCCCAGAGGAAGACAAGGUUAAGAGGUUGUUGGCAGAGUUUGGUGUGAAGGAAGAGGCAGAUGAAGAGGCAGAGAACCCGGUGGCAGACCAGCCUGUAGAGAUGAAGGAGGAGCAGGAGAUGGAGAAUGGGGCAGAAAUGAAAGACAAGGGUGAAGAAAAGGACAACAAAGAGCCACAGGUUAACAGCUACAUCACAAAUGAUGAGGACAAACUCAUUCGGACUUUGUUGCACAAUGAGCAGGAUGGGAUUUCUGAACAAACGUCCGGCCCUGACAGUCCAACUCCUGUCCCUGACCCAGACCCUGAUGCCUCUGAAGAUCUGGAUGAUACCGAUUCUCAAAGAGAGUUGGAUUUAGAUGCAGUCUGUGAGAACUCUGCCCCUCUGCUUGACAACAGCUCACAAAAAUCAAAAGCAGUUUUAGGAAGGAGGCUAACACGAACACGUCCAUCUCGCUCUCUCAGAUUAAUGUCGGCUGAAGCUGCCAGAGUACAAUCGAGUGUCUAUAAUGAUGAAAAAGACAAUCAGUCAGACUCAGUAGAGGAACCACCUAAAUCAAAGCCAGUUUAUUCUUCUCCGCCAUCUAUUCAGAAGGUUCCCAUGUUUCCAGGACUGAGCCCCGCAGAUCUACUUAUUGGACUAAAAAAGAAAACCGGUGGCGUGGCAGCUGAAGCAGAAGAGGGAUCAGCAGAAGACAGAGGAGAACAAGAGACCGAAAGUCAAAAUAAGAAAGUCGCUCCAUCUCCAUCAGAGGUCUCAGGAUCUCCUCGCGUGGCGGCUCAUCUCGUAGGAGCUACACGAGUGCUGCCCCCUGCAGUCAGUAAAGACGGAGGGCUUUGGCCUAAGAAGCGGAUGACUCAGCAGAAUGGUGAAACUUAACCAGACAUAAGAGACACAACUUUCACACUCUUCAGCGGGAAUUGGAUCAUUUCAGCUCCUUGCUGAUGGCAGAUAUAAUGAUGAUUGCUCCAUUCUGCACUUUGAGUGCCUUACUUUGGAUCUUUCCUGAGAGAAAAGAAAUUGUGCUUUUUUUCUGGACACAGAGGCAACAUUGACCUUUUGUAUGUUAUAAAUGGAAUAUGGUGCCAUGGCUGUGCGCAGAGGCUGUUGAAUGUUACUGCCAAGUAAAUAUUUCUCCAAGCACAGACUCUGAGAGCUCUGUGGAUGUUUGAGUGUACUUUAGUGCAAAGCCAUUCUGUGUCUUAAUCUGUGAAUGUGAAAUCCAUCAUAGAGGCACUACACCUCAUCAGAAUACUGAUUAUGCUUAUUACAAUAAGGCACUUUUCAGUCUUUUUACCUAAUCUAACAUGUACCACUAACUCUCUUUACAGGAAAUCUACUACUAAAUCCAAUGCUUUAACUGUUACGGACCCCCUCAGAAGACGUGCAGGUCCAGACAUAAAUCCUUACACUUACUAUAAACAUCCUCACACAACAUAGAUACUAAGACACAAAUGGCAAAAGCAUAGAAAUGUACAGAAUCACUAAGUGGAUGUGUGUUUUUAGUUUAAGUUGCACAGAUUAUUUUUAUAUCCUAUCACAAUUCUUCUCAAGGAAAGUUUGAAGCACUUUAACAAAAUAUUACCAUAUUUGCACCCAUGCAAUAGAAUUUGAGCAAUAGCGAAAUCAUGUUUGAAUUUAUUUUUGCAGAGAAUUUAGUUUUUCUUGUGUUUUGUUACAACAUUGUCAGUUUCACAUUCUGUAGUUCUAUUUCUUUCUCUGGGGACAAUAACAGAUUCAGGAAGUGUGUAUGUUAUAUGUGUAUGUAUGUGUUCAGGAUUGUAAAACUUAGAAAACCAUGUGCCUUUUUUUACUACUGGAAAAUUGUGACCAUUUUGGUCUUCAUAGUGUAUGUUCAAUGGAAAAUUGAGGGAACUUUAAUAAAAGUUUUUCUUUUCUAUGAAA